Molecule: messenger RNA, 8350 nt
Organism: Leptopilina boulardi
Lineage: Eukaryota; Metazoa; Arthropoda; Insecta; Hymenoptera; Figitidae
Exons: 3
Coding region: 421-822 (133 amino acids)
Source: RefSeq, a predicted model, not a curated record
GGGCGUCACUCUAUUUCGGUCGGACCCGUGCAGGGACAUUCAGUCUGUGAACAAGCUUCUUCAUCAGGAGUCGCGGGAAAUUGAAAAUCGAAAUCUCGCGGGGAUGAUGUUUCUCAUAAUCUCGUGAUGAGGUCGCCCCAGAGAGCAAGUCACUGUUGAAAGUCAGCGACGACCUCAGGGUUGAUCGCUGAACUUGUUUCUAAAGUUCUCAUUCAAGGACAUGACAUCACAAAUUAUAAUGGACAUAGUGAUAAACAAUAAUAAUAAUAAUAAUAAUAAUAAUUUAAAAAUAAAUGAAAAAAACGACAGAAUCAUCGAGAAUUCGUGAAAUAUUAAUUUGAAUUAGAUUCAAAUUUUUGUUUGUUUUUCUUAAUAAGUGUUAAAAAGUUCACAAGAAAGACAGGAAUUGAGGAAAAAAAAAUGUUUUACACGGAACAAGAUGAGGAAGAAGAGGCGCUGCUUUGCAGUCCUGCUUUAAUGGCAAGAAGAGCAUCAGAAUCCUGGAUUGUUGCUCCUCCUGUUGAGGCAGUGCCAGUGCCCGCAGUGUCCCUGCAACGAAAAAAAUCCUUGCCGGAUGUGGCCCAACCGAUCCAGUUGACUGCGACCGCUCCAUUAUCUAGGGAGGAAGUCAGCAAACUGAGCAGCUUGAGGCGCGAGGAAAUUCGCAGGCAAAUCGACGAAAGCGAAAGGCUCCGGGCCAAUCCUCUGCUCUACUUAGUCAGUCCUCAGGUUAAAGACUGGUUUUCACGACAGCAGCUUGUGAUGCUGGUACUCUUUAUCAACAUAUCGCUAGCUCUGAUGUUCUUUAAAUUGUUGACGUAGCAACCCGCCAACGAUUGGAUAAAACGUCGUGUGCUGGACGUCACUUGAAAGUGACCUCAUCAGUUCGCUUCAUGAAUACCCGUGGCAGACAUGUUUAUAUACCGCUGAAAACGGCUUUUUGAAAAAUGGUCCAGCGACGGGCCAGUAGUACCUCACGCGGCGGGGUACGUGAAGAAAACGUCGAAGACAGAAAUAUUUUUUUUUUUUUCACAAUCAAGAGAAAAAUGGACAAAAAUAUUAUUCUCCACACACUAACAUAUACACACUUUGAUCCAAAUAUGUGGAAGAAUUUUUCAAACGGGACGUUUGGUCACAAAAAAAAAUGAUGAAUAGCAAUUUUAAGAAGAAAACAAAAGAAACAAAUAAAUAAGAUUCAAUUGUUUCUUUUACUACAUAUAUUUAUAAUAUAUCUAUACAAUAUAUACGUCUCCAAGAAAAGUGACAACAAAAUUGGGACAUUUCUCGAGAAAAUCAUGUUUUCGCGAACGCAAUACUUUUUUCUAGUCGACGACGAAAUGUGUAUACAAUUGCUCUUGCAAUUGUACUGUAUUUUGUACCCGCGGGGAUUUAAAAAAAAACGUAAAGCGAUAAGCACACGUCCCCCCGUGGGUUUUGCGACAUACCUACUAUUUUUACACUGAAUAUUUUAAUAAGAAUUGCAUUCUAUACUAUAAUCGAAUUCUCAGCAUUAACGAUUUCAGUCGAUCGAGGGGGCGAGUAUAGUGUUCAGAGUGAAUCAAAACAAAAAUGUAUAUCAAAACUUUUCCAAAAUAAAGAGAGAGAGAAAAAAAACGCGAUGCUUAAAACAAAUUCGCUACGUUCAGUGAUUGGUCCUUUGCUAUUUAUAUUAUAUAUUAAACUUGUAUAAAUUAAAAUAUAAAACAAAUUUUAAAAAAAUUUAUUCAAAUUCUUAAACUUGGACCAAUUACUCAUCUCGUGUGUACAUUUUCUAAUAUAUUGAAAAAAUUGUAUAAAAAAAAAAAAAAAAAAAAAAAACUAUGCAAUGUAAAAUAAUUAGACUCGUUUUUUUCAAUAUGCUAAUUGUUCAUUUCAAAAACAAUAAUUGUGAUUGAUUUGCACAGUAUAUUUUAUAUCUGUAUUGUAAAUUGUAAACUUAAAAAGUCAGCAGAUUAUACAUUAUAUUAUUAUUUACAUUUAUUCUUCUUUUCUUCCUUUCCUAUAUCAUUUAACAAUAAAAAAAAGAGAAAAAAAAACUAAUUGAGAUGAUAAUUUUAAUCGUGAAAAAAAAAUAAUAGCGCGUUAUUGACAUGAAUUGUAACAAAGAAUCAAUUGAGACGAGAAAAUUUAUUACAUUGAAAAUUGUAAGUGAUUAUUCUAGAAAUAAUUAUAUUUGAUUAACAAAUAAAUAAUAAAAACAAUAAAUAUAUAAUACAAUACUAACAAAGUUUCAUAUCUUAUCAAAUUAAAAAUCAAUGAUUUAACUCAAUUUCGCGAAAUUUUGCACAAAUGAUUAAUUUUAAAAAUAUAUAUUACCUAUAUAAAACAUAAAAACGUAUAUCGUAUAAAAUUUUUUAUAAUAUUCUGAGUGCCCAAAUUUUUUAUUCACGAUAAUCCUGCAUUAAUGAUAAUCCGACUGAUUCACUCUGUACUAUGCACCCGUUUAUAAAAUGGUGUGAUCGACUCGAACGCAAUGACAAAUGCAAUUUCGAAACUAUUUAUCUAACAAUAUAAAUUGCGUUACGUUGCAAGACUUAAUAAAAUUUGUAACGCAUUAUUUAUUCCGCGUAGAAUUUUGAACACAAAGCCGCAAGACGGCGGAAUUUACAAAUAUUAAAUAUUUAAAGGUAUAAAUAAAAUUUAUUACUCGGCUACUGUAAAGUUCAUUAUUAAUGCUCAGUGCCCAAAUAUAAAUCAAGGGAAUCACAAAAUUAUAUAUGCAAUUUCAGUGGUACUUUUUUUUCAUUGACUCGUUUUUAAUAACAAUAAUAAUAAUAAUUAUUAUACAUUUAAAAAAACAUUAAAUUUUAAAAAGUUUAUAAUUUAUACAUAUUCUUAAAAUUCGACAUUAAUAUUAUUUAUUCAAGUACAAAAAAAUAUAUCACUAUUUUUGUCUAAUGAAAAAUAAUAACAUAUUUUUAAAUUGAUAACGAAAUGUUUUCGUCAUAGUCAAGUUGAAGCGAAGAAAAAAAUUGAAACAAAAAAAAUUUAUAAAACGAGUGAAAUAAAGAAAAAAAUCACUAAAAUUUCAAUAAAAAUUUGCAAACAAAAAGAAACUUUUUGAAAAAUUUUCUUAAGAAAAUUUUGAAUGUGGAGGUGUUACGCGACGUGCAUUUACAUAAUAUAUUGCACGAAAAAAAGGCUUUCUUGAUACCUACAAUCUAUAUUUACAUCGCAUUUCUGAUUCUGUACCAGUUGAACAAAAUAAAUGGUAAUUUUCUUCAAAAAAUAAUCCACUUAUCAAUGAAGAAAUAUAUGUAACAUAUAAACAUAAAAAAAAAUCUUAUAAUAUUUGCCUAAAGUUCUGAACGUUCAAAUGAACUAAAAGUUUACUACUUUUUUAACUUCAAAUUUUAUUAAAAAAUAAUUGCCUUGUUUCCAAAAAUAAAUUAAUAUAAUAAUUUAUUAAUGUAAUUUAUUUUUUUUAUUCAUCAUUGCUGUAGUAAUUUUUAAAUAAUUUAGAGAUCAAAAAAAUUAUUUCAUUCAUUUGAACGUUCAGAACUUCUAGCAUUACUUAUAAUAUAGAGAAAUUAAGGAAAAAGCAUUACGAAAUAACUGCUGCUUAUUAAAAUAUAGUAUUGCAUGAAACGAAUUGGUCAUGCUCAUAAAAGAAAAGAAAAAACGUAGUUAACUGACAUAAAAUUGAAAAUAAUAGCCAAUAAAUCGUAUUGUAAUAAUAUAGUUAUGUUAUUCGCAAAAUUAAUGAAGCCAAAGUUAUUACAAUUUAAUUAAAGAACAAGCUAAACCAAGUUCAAUAUUAAAAUAAUUUUCUCCAAAUAAUAAAAUGUUUAAUAAAUUGAAAAAAAAAACUAUAAAAUAAGUAGAUAAAUAAUUACUAACAAUUCGAUAGUGAUUUUUGUUAAAAUAUAAUAAUUAUUAUUAACUAUAUAGAAAAUAAAUUCUUUUUACGAAUAUUUUUCUCUUUUAAAAGGAAAUCAAAUCGUAUAUUUAAUAAGAGAAAAUAAUUGGUACGGAAUCAUUAUUUGAUAAAAAAAAUAAAUAAAUAAAAAAACGUAGCUAUCGCUAGUAAAUUUUGUAUCUUAUUAAUGAAAUGGUAGCAGUCAAGAAAGACUUUGAGGACUAAAACGAUCAAGGGAACAGUUUCCAGAUAGGAAAAUGAAAAGAAUGUAUGAUAAUAUGAAUGUGAGUGUGACAAAAAAAAACAAAUAAAAGUUUAUGAGAAUGAAAGAGUGAAGUUAAUCGAUACUAAUUUUUUUCUUUCUUUUUUUUUUUGUUCAUUAAAAUCGUAAAGUACCGCGUGCCUUCUAUGACUUCCAAUCCAUGUACCGAGAAACUUUUCUACACAAAUUGCAUGUCACGCUAUAUAUACAAUAUAUAUAUAUAUGAAAAAAAAAUAUAUAUCUACGUACUCGAGUCGAGAUUAAAUUCACGACUUAAAUAUCAUAUACGGCCACUCUUAUCGGCUUUCAAUAUUGUUAAAAGAGUUUAGAUGUGCGUUUUGCGAUGAGCGUCGAAAAUAAUAAUAUUAAUAAUAAAAAAACGUAUUCUAUAGCGCAAAAAAAUAUAUAACGAUGCUAAUUCUUAAUAUAUAUAUAAUUAGUAUAUGAAUUUUUCAAAGAAGAACGAUUAGAAAUCGACAAAUAAUGACUUUUUUUUAUACAAUAUUGUAAUAUAGAAAUUUUGAAACGACUGGAACGUUUCUAGACAAAAAAAAAAAUUGGUAAUUUCAGCCUUUCGCGAGCAUAUACAGCGAAAGGCUGUAUUUGUUUUAUACGUGGGCGAAUUUAUAAUAAAAGAAAAUUAUAUAUAUAUAAAUAUCUAUAUUUUUUAAAUUCUCAACAUAAUGAGAAAAACUUGGAUUUGUUUUUAUUUACGUAUAUAGUAUACAUAAAUUAAUAAGAUAUACGUAAAUAAUUUAUAUUUAUGUAAAUUAUAUAGAAGAUUUAUUGAAAUUUGAGAUAUUUUAAUGUUUUCUCGCUUUGUUGAUUUUUUGAAGAUUUAAAAAAAAAAAAAAAAAAAAUUACGUCAAUUUGUCCAUGUAUGAAGACAAAUAAAUUAGUAUAGCGAUGAUCGUUACAAAAGUUCAUGUUCAUUUGGAUUUUGUAUAAAUUUUGGAUUAAGAGAUGUGAAAUAUUGUCUUAAUUAUAAAAGCAAAAAAUUUAUAUAGCUAGACAUAAAUUUUAUCUUUAUCAAUUUGUUUAACAUUAAUUUAACAUCAUCUGUAUUAGAUUAAUCUUUACUAUUUUGUUCUAAUAUCAAAAAACAUUUUAUUUGAAUCAAGAGAAAUUGGUUUUAAUCAAAAGAAAAAAAAAGACACAAUUCUUUUUUGUUGCAACGAAAUAAAAAUUUUUCUCAAUUCAAAAUAAUUUUCUUCGAUUCAAAUAAAAUUCCCCUGAUAUAAAAAUUAAUUUUCUCUGUUUCAAAUAAAUAUAUGCUUUCUUUAUCAAAUAAAUGUCUUUGGUUGAAAUAAAAAAAUCUUUUAUUUUAAUAUACGUCCUUUAAUUUAAAUUCAUUUUCUUUAUUUCAAGUAUAAUAUAAAUGUACUUUGAGUCAAAAAAAAAUGUUCUUUGAUUCAAGUAAAUUUUUUUUUGACACAUACAAAACAUCAAAAUUUUUCUCAAUCAGGGAAGCAAAUAAAAGAAAAGAAUUUUUUUAUUUUUUAUUUAACAUAAUAUUAUUUCUCUAGAUAUGAUUAAAAAUUACUAAUCUUUAGAUAAUUGUUAUUAACCAUGUAAUCAUUAUUAAUAUAUAUAUAUUAUUGUUUUCUUUAUCAUUAUUUUUUAUUCUUAUUUGGAAAUUAAAAAAUGAAAACGAGCAAAGUUUUUUUUAAGGCUCUUAAUCCAUUUAUACAAUAAUGCGAAAAAAAACUUUGAAGCAUCAGCGCGAAAUAAUACUGAAAUAUAUUGCUGGCGAAGCUUUUAUCACGAAGUAAGCACAGCUUUUUUUGUAAAUAAACCAAGAUUAUAAAAAUUACAUUGUACUUGGAGCAGUUUUUUCUUCUCCAACCACACGUUAAUUGGAGCAAUGCAAGACACGAGGAUGAAUUCUCAAUGAAAAAAACUAAGGUGAUUCGGACAACAUAGAGCCGGAAGUAUUUUAUGUUACAUGUGAGGUUCAAGGCUGUCGAAUCAUACUGUAUUAGGCGUGUCAGGGACGUUUCUUUAAAAUGCCAACCCACGCAAUACAAAGGCCAUGGCACACACUUUUCAUCAUCUUCUAUAACAAUGAACUUUAUUCUCUGAACAAGUUAUAAUAUUAUGUAACAAAACAAAAGGUGAAUUGGAAUAUUUUCAAAAGCUUCUCAAUAAAAUGUAUAUUUUAAUUUUAUAUUUUAUUGUCAAUAUUUUGUUGACAUUUCUAUUCUACAAUAUUAAAUAAUAUUGUUCAAUCUACGCAGUUUCCAUUUUACAAAAGUGAAAUGAUUGCUCAAUACAUAUUUAUAUUUGUAUAUAAUUUCUAUUUUAUACAAGUUAAUAAUUAUUUAAAUGAGAAUUAUUUCAAAAAAAAUGACUCGGAUAUCAUUAUUGAAAUUUGUACAUAAAUUAAACAUUUUAUAAUAUUUAUGUUGAUGUAGUUUGAAUAUUUAUAAUUUUGAAAACAAAAAUUUUAAAGGAAUUUCGAAAAAAUUUAUAAAUAAUGAAAAUUUGGAAUUGCUAUGGACUAUACCUUUUUUUAAGCUGAUUGUUAAUUUUGUGAACAUGCUUCAAAAGUGUGUACAAGGGCCUUGCAAAAAAUUUGUAGAUAUUAAUAUUCGCCGAAAAGAGUUCGACACCAUUGACAUUCAGCUGCGCGAUAAGUACAAACUCGAAAAAAAAAUGAUGUACAUGAUAUUUUGAACGUUCUCAAGAACAAAAAUUUGUAUUUUAUCUUUUGUUAAAUUUGAAAUUCACGAAAUAUAUAUAAUAAUUCACUCAUAAAAUAUAUGCUUAAUUCAUUUUUUUUAUAUUCUAUUGUAAAAAUUUUCCACUACUUUCAGUUUAAUAUAUUUCUUUAUUUUUAGAUGUAAAAUUAAUUUUAAUAAUUAUAGAAAAACACAAAUAGGUAAAUAUUGUUUUAAAAAACAAAGAACAAAUUUUCUUCAUAACGUUCAGAAUAUCAGGAACAUUAAAAAAAUGUAUAGUAUAUAAAAUUUUUUUGGAAAUGUGAUUCAAUCACAGACAUACAUCGACCUUUAUUUGAUAUACUAAAGAGGGUCGAAUAAUUAUACGCAGGAUUAGCGUAAAAAAAAUACAAUUCAGACUUGCAUUAAAAGAGAAUUAUUUGAAUUAUUUUAUUAAUCAUAGAAUGAUUUCUCUAACUGUAUUAUUAACUUUUCCACAUUUUUUAAUAAAUAAAAAAAUAAUAAUUCUUAAUAUCAUAUAAAUGGUACUAUAUUAUAACUUUCCGAAUUGCAUAGAGUGAAAUUUCACAUUUUUUCGAAAAAAUUUAGUUACUAUAUAAAUAAUAGUUAUAGAAAUAAUGAAAUCCCUCCAAAGAAGUAUUUAUAAAACCCGAAAAGUACACUUAUUUCGUACAUUAUAAAUAAUCAAAUAAGUAUUAUUAAAUAAAUAUGAAACGAAGAUAAACGAAAGAAAUCAAUAUGAUUAAUUAAAAAUAAUUUCAAUCAUAAUUGAAAUGGACAAAAAAUUGAUGCCAACAAUGAUACAAGAAAAAAAUCGAUUUUGAAAAAAGAACAAAAAAAAAAAAAAAAAAACAACUCAUUUUAAUUCAAGUCUGAGUAGCUUUAUCGAAUAGUAUCCAUAUAUUAUAAAAAAAACGUACGCACAGAAUUUAAAGAAAAGUUAAACUAAAUUGUAUUGUAAAAUAUGUUGUAGCAUUGAAAUGCUAUAUUUCCGAAAAAAAUAAAUUAUCGGAAAAGGUAAUUGAAUAUUUCAUAUUGAUAUGAGAAUAAAUGUUUAGAAGGGUCCUAUGUGAAAAUGUUUAUGAGAAAAACUAUAAAAUAGCGUUGACAUUGUUAUUCAUUUUAUCACGAGAGCCAUAUCACGCGAAUCAAAAAAAAUUUACCAAUACGUACGCAUAUGUAUAAAUAUGUAUCAUAUGUAUAUAUAUACACAUGUGUAUGCGUGUACAUAGAUUUAUAAUGAUUCAAUAAUGAAAUUGGUUUUGCUAUUUACUUGCUAUAUCGUAUAUAUAUUUUAAUUGUUAUCUCGUUAUCAUUGUAUAUUAUACUGAUUAUAAUUAUAAUAAUUAUUAUACUAUUAUCAUCAUUAUUAUUAUUCCUAUACAAUUAUUAACGUUAAAAAAAAUUAUUGUCUCUUUUGUGAUCAUACUGUCAUACAAGAGGUGUGUCAAAGGAAAAAUUGGAGAUAUGAAUGUUUUGAAAGAGUUGGGUCCACUGUCAUUGAUAUGCAAGACCAGUGAUUCAAUAAACUUGUAUCAUAAUUCACAA